Messenger RNA from Papilio machaon (common yellow swallowtail), 4278 nucleotides. RefSeq lists its product as uncharacterized. NCBI's taxonomy places the organism in Eukaryota, Metazoa, Arthropoda, Insecta, Lepidoptera, Papilionidae. Gene Ontology annotation, biological process: DNA integration. Gene Ontology annotation, molecular function: nucleic acid binding; zinc ion binding. The record is from RefSeq and is a predicted model, not a curated record. The coding region runs from base 44 to 4111 and encodes 1355 amino acids. The transcript has a single exon.
GAGAAACCAAAGUACCCGCGUUGUGAAAAGUUUUUUUUUCAAAAUGUCUGUUGGACAGUUUGGUGUUUUGUCUUGUUUUGAUCACUGUGAACAGACGUGGAAAACGUACAAGAGUCGCAUAACGCAAUGGUUUAUUGCUAAUGAUAUAAACCAUUUAACCGAUGCGACGGGAGUAAAGCGACGCGCGAUAUUGCUAAGUGCAUUCUCAGAGGGUACCUAUAAAUUAGCAUCGGACUUAGCGUUGCCGAAAGAGCUGCAGCAGGUGCCCUACCCGGACAUCCUCGAACUAUUGGAUGCCCACUUCACUCCGAAGCGCGUCGGCUUCGGGGAACGGCACAACUUUUACUCGGCACUUCAGCAGCCCACCGAAACGUUUACUCAAUGGGCGGCUCGACUGCGGGGGCUCUCCGCACACUGCGGGUUCAGCAACCUCGAGGAAGCUCUCCGCGACCGCUUCAUCAUGGGAAUGCAGCACGGGAUCGAAAAGGAGAAGAUCUACGCCAAGGAUCUGAGCGGCCUGACCCUGGCAAAGGCCGUGGAGUUGGCGGAGAAUAUUCGAUGCGCGCGGGCGGGCGCCGCCGGCGCAGCCGCCGCGUCGUGCACCAGCAUCGACGUCGCCGCGCCUUCGGAUGUGCUGUACAAAAUCGGACAUUCCAGUGCUAAUGUACAAAGUGCUACUGAAAGUCGGUCGAAAAAGGUGAAGUGUUCCGUGUGCGGUUAUAACCACAGGUCGGUAGACUGUCGUUUCUCCAACUACUCCUGCAAAAAAUGCAAUCGAAAAGGUCAUCUCCAGCGAAUGUGCAAAAAAGUGAACCAGGUGACGUCAGCGGUGAUGAAUGAGUCGGACGAGAACGACGACGACGGUGAGUGUUUUCAUAUCCGAUCUUUUAAAGGGGAGCCUAUGGUGGAGAGUAUAGAGUUGAAUGGGGUUAAAUUAAAAUUUGAAAUAGAUAGCGGGUCCGCAGUUACCGUAAUUUCAGUAAACACCUAUAGACGGCAUUACAGUAAAACACAAUUGUUGCCAACUAAGAAAAGGUUACUUGGUUACUCGGGGGAAACGAUUCAUUGCCUUGGUGUUAUGACCCAAUCGCGCAUUUCGUAUGGAGGGCAAACCCGUAGUAUAGACGUAUACGUGGUACGUGGCGGGGGCCCGGCGCUCCUCGGUAGGGACUUUAUUUCAAAAUUUAAUUUACAGUUAGCUCCUGUGAACUAUUGCGACUCAUCUCUGUCAAUAGAAAAGCUCCAAGCUCGGUUUUCAAAAACGUUUUCGGAUAGGCUAGGUAAAUUUAAUAAAUAUAAAAUCAGGUUACUUUUAAAAGAACAGUCGAGACCACUAUUUUUCAAAGCGCGUCCGAUAGCGUUCGCUUUGAAAGAGAAGGUUACUAAAGAAAUCGACAGAUUGGUCGAUUUAGGGGUUUUGAAGCCAGUAGAUCAUUCGGAGUAUGCGUCGCCUAUAGUGCCUGUGCUAAAGCGAAACGGCUCCGUGAGGAUAUGUGCCGAUUACGCUGUCAGUAUAAAUAAACAGUUAGUAGUUGAUCAGUAUCCUUUGCCUACGGUGAACGAACUGUUUUCCAAAUUACAUAGCGGUGAACAGUUCACAAAAUUAGAUUUAUCGAGUGCGUACAAUCAGCUUUGCCUCGACGAGGAGUCGCAAAAGUUAACAUGUAUUAAUACACACCGGGGACUGUAUCAAUAUACGCGGCUCGUGUUCGGUCUGUCCUCCGCCCCGGCUAUCUUCCAGCGCGCAAUGGAGACCGUACUGUCGGGACUAGAAGGCGUGUUGUGUCUACUCGACGAUAUUUUGGUUACGGGCAGAAAUAGGGAAGAACACUUGGCGCGAUUAAGUUCGGUGUUGCAGAGACUCGAGGAGGCAGGAUUGACGUUGCAGAAGGAUAAAUGCGAGUUUUUCAAAGACGAGAUUAGUUACUUGGGCUACGUUAUAAAUAAAAAUGGGUUAAAAAAAUCGCCCGAAAAGGUGAAGGCGAUUGUGGAUGCACCUGUGCCGACUAACGUCAGCCAGUUGCAAUCAUUUUUAGGGCUGGCCAACUACUAUAGGAAUUUCGUGCCCGGCGCAUCAUCUAUACUUAAGCCCUUAUAUGAUUUAUUAAAAAAAAAUAAUAAAUGGGAAUGGUCUCAAGAGCACGCGGAUGCGUUCGUUUUAAUAAAAAACAAGCUGGCGUCGGAUUUAGUGUUAGCGCAUUUUAAUCAAAACGCUAAACUAAUCUUAACAGUGGAUGCUUCUCCCACUGGUCUCGGGGCGAUAUUGUCGCAGGUGGGGGACGACGGCGCUGAGCGGCCGGUCUCGUUUGCGUCGCGCACGCUCACGCCCGCCGAGAAACGGUAUUCGCAGAUACAAAAAGAAGCGACAGCGAUAAUAUUCGGCGUCCGUAGGUUUCAUCAAUAUUUAUACGGCCGUACGGAACCCUUCGUUUUACGAACCGACCAUAAGCCAUUAUUAUCUAUAUUCGGUCCGCAUAAAGGAAUACCGGAAGUAUCUGCGAAUAGGUUACAAAGAUACGCAAUGUUUUUAGGCGCGUACAAUUACAACAUAGAAUAUGUUCGUAGCGCUGAUAACAGCGCAGAUUAUCUGUCGCGCGCGAGCUUGGCGGGUGUGAGCGAGAACGGCGCGGGGUCCACGGAGGUGGGGCGCGCGUCUUGCGCAGACGCCGCCGCGGCGCUGUGCGACAGGGCUGCUUAUGUUUGUUUUGUUGUCGACGGCUCGUUACCGAUUACGAUUUCCGAAUUGAAAAAUGCAACAUCGCGUGAUAUAAUUUUUAGACGUGUUAUAAAUUAUAUAUUUAACGGCUGGCCUACUAAAGAAUCUGAUCCCAAUAUUAAGCCAUAUUUUUUGUGUCGGAACCAGCUGUCAUUAGAAAAUGGUUGCUUGAUGAGAGGUCAUAAGGUCAUAAUUCCGGAAUGUUUACGUCCAAAAAUUUUGAACGAGUUGCAUUCGUCACACUUAGGCAUCGUUAAAACCAAAGCUGAAGCUAGAUCCAGGUUUUGGUUCCCGGGCGUUGAUGACGCAAUUGAGCGGCUGAUAGGGUCGUGUGAGAUAUGCAACCGGUUAAGACCUUCGCCACCGCGGGCUAAGAUGGCACCGUGGAAGUUCCCACCGCAACCAUUUCACCGUUUGCAUAUCGACUUCCUAGGUCCGCUGAAUGGUCACACCUAUCUGGUUAUCGUCGACGCGUACACUAAAUGGGUCGAAGUGUACGACAUGAACGCUAAUUCGAACUCGAAUGCAGUAAUAGAACGUUUGUACGACUUCAUGGCACGGUUCGGUCUUCCGAAAACUAUUGUUAGUGACAACGGUACAUCAUUUUGUUCCCAACAAUUUUUAAAUUUUUGCGCGGGAAAUGGUAUCACACACCUAACGACGCCGGCUUACCAUCCUGCUAGUAACGGUCAAGCGGAAAGUUCAGUAAAAGUUAUAAAAAAGGGCAUAAAGAGCAGUCUUUUAGCUAGCCGAUCGGCAAAGGAAUGCAAAUUACGACUCUUAAAAUUUUUACUUGAUUACAGAAACUCUAUUCAUUCCACCACAGGCCUUUCUCCCGCCGAGUUAGUUUACGGGCGGAAACUUAGGACGCGGUUAGAUUUGAUUAAACCUAGUUCACCGUCGUCUUCGUGCGUUCCCCUUGCUGAAUUUGUAAAAAAAAAGCAGUGUUCGCAAAUUGAAGCACACGGAGGCUGUAAUAAACAAUUUUUUACGCCGGGUGACCAGGUGUUAUAUAAAAAGUUUGCGGGAAAUAACAAAUUCACCUGGCAUCAAGCAACAGUGUUGAAGAGACUCGGAAAAGUUUUAUAUGUGGUGCAAGACAACACUUCGUCUAUUAAGAGUAAAAAGCACAAAAAUCAAUUGUGGCUGUACAAAGGAGACGUCAAGAUAGACUCGUGGGACUAUGACGAUAUAGGCUCAGAGAGUCCCACAUCGUCGGUGUCGUCCGAACAACAAGGUUUGGCAGACGCGAUGCAGGACUCCGCGUUCGCUGGCUCGUCGCGGGGGGAGGAUGAGGAGGCAAGAUUGCCUCCAGACACGCCGCCUACCAACCACCCCAACGUGACGGUUACUAGAGGGGUUAGGCGCCGCAUGCUCUCAGACGAAGAAGUAUAGGGUUAUAUUGUCUAUGUGUUCUGUUCUACUAAUGUAUCUGUCUUCUUUAACUCUCUUUGUAUUGGGGUUACAUUCGUUAUCUAAAAGGGGAGGGGUGUUAUGUAUGCGCAUGUACAAUGCAUAAAUUGGAACGGUCGGCUGCGCCCGACCGCUAUGUCGUAGUGACG